AUGAUUUCACUGCCUCUGUUUUCACUGGUGCUUCCGCUUGCUUCUGCGUUCAACUUUGGGAGCAUUGCCUAUAGCAACCACUUUGGUCUGCUGGGCACCAACGCUUCCUUUGACUAUGUAGUAGUCGGUUCGGGCCCCGGAGGCAUGACGAUGGCUGUCAGGCUGGCAGAAGCAAACAACUCUGUGGCCCUCGUCGAAGCCGGAGGGUUCUAUGAGAACGAAGGUGGCAAUAGGACGCUGGUACCCGGCUACUAUGGGGAGAACCUUGGAAAUGUGGGAACAAACUGGAACUUCAUGACCAAAGUCCAACCACAACUAUACAACCAGACAGUCCGAUAUGACCGUGGAAGAACAUUGGGCGGUACCAGUGCGUUGAACGCCAUGCUGUACCAGCGAGGUACAAAGGGUACACACGCCGCAUGGGCUAGAGCAGUGAACGAUAUUGCCUACGAUUGGGACGCUUUCCUGCCAUACUUUCAGAAAAGCGCGAAUUUCACUCCUCCAGACAUGUCCAUACGAGCAGCCAACGGUUCUGUGCCAGCUCCGGGUCCCGACGCCUACAGCGCAGAAGGAGGCCCGCUCCAUGUCACUCACACGAAAUGGGCAUCGCCUUUUUCUUCGUGGGGUCAGUUGGCUCUGCGAGAGAUGGGCCUGGCUGACAUCCAGGACUUCGAUAGCGGUGAUCUCAUCGGUGCACAGUAUUGCCCACUGACAGUAAACCCGGACGAUUCGACCCGUGCUAGCAGCGAGGCAACCUUUCUGCGAAGCUACCUCAACACCGCUCGCUCUCACUUGCAAGUCUACCCACACACACUGGCGCAAAAAGUCUUGUUCAACCACGAAAAGACUGCAACUGGUGUUCAGGUUGAGAGUUACGGACAGACAUACUACUUGCACGCCGCUAAGGAGGUCAUCGUCUCGGCAGGCGCCUUUCAAAGUCCUCAGCUCUUGAUGGUUUCUGGCAUUGGUCCUGAGAGUGAACUUGCUGAACACAACAUCACUACGGUCUCAAAUCUCCCAGGAGUUGGCAAGAACAUGGAGGACCACAUUCUGAUUGGCGUUAACUAUCUCGUCGAUAUCACCACGAGCGCAGUUCUGCAGAACAACACGAUUGCACAGGUCUACGAGAACAUGUACCGAGAAAACGGAUCCGGUCUUCUGGCCAACACCGGCGCCGAUUAUCUCGGAUGGGAGAAGCUGCCGGAGAAAUACAGAGCAAACAUGUCCGCAACCACGCUCGAAGCUCUGGAUAAGUACCCUACAGAUUGGCCCGACUUCGAGUUCGUGGUCGGUAGCUUCCCCAACACGCAAGUGCUGGACCCAACACUCAAUUACGCUUUUAUUCUAACCGCUCUCAUCACGCCGCAAUCCAAGGGUACCAUCUCGCUAAACUCCACUGAUAUGUCAGUCGCUCCUAUCAUCGAUGUGGGUUGGCUGACCAAUCCGAUCGAUGUGGAGAUGGCCAUGGCAGCUGUGCGUCGCGGGCGUGAGUUCUGGGCUACGGAUGCUAUCCAGCCCAUUGUUUUGGGAGAAGAAGCACAUCCUACGAAGAACACUACUACUGAUGCUGAGUUGGAGGAGUACGUCCGUAAAGGAGUCACGACCGUUUACCACGCAUCUUGCACUUGCGCUAUGGGUACGAGCGACAACCCUAUGGCGGUCGUCGACUCGAAAGCUCGAGUAUUUGGUGUGAAGGGGCUUCGUGUAGUCGAUGCAUCUUCAUUCCCAUUCUUGCCACCUGGACAUCCUCAAUCAUCUGUUUACGCGCUCGGCGAAAAAAUAGCAGACGAUGUCAUUCAAGGACGAUAG
Messenger RNA from Ramularia collo-cygni, 1809 nucleotides. RefSeq names its product related to choline dehydrogenase and related flavoproteins. Bases 1 to 1809 code for a protein of 602 amino acids. Gene Ontology annotation, molecular function: flavin adenine dinucleotide binding; oxidoreductase activity, acting on CH-OH group of donors. The transcript is spliced from 3 exons. NCBI's taxonomy places the organism in Eukaryota, Fungi, Ascomycota, Dothideomycetes, Mycosphaerellales, Mycosphaerellaceae. The record is from RefSeq and is a predicted model, not a curated record. Gene Ontology annotation, biological process: secondary metabolite biosynthetic process.